This is a messenger RNA of Microthlaspi erraticum, 1329 nucleotides long. Lineage: Eukaryota; Viridiplantae; Streptophyta; Magnoliopsida; Brassicales; Brassicaceae. The record is from the annotation of a GenBank genome assembly.
AUGCUCGAAGCAGUAGCUCUGGUUGAUCGGAUGGUAGAAAAAGGUCAUCAGCCAGACAUUGUUACUUACGGAACCAUUGUGAAUGGAAUGUGUAAGGUUGGUGACACUGUCUCGGCCUUGAAUCUGCUUAGUAAGGUGGAGAAAAGCCCCAUCGAAGCCAAUGUUGUAAUCUAUAAUCACAUCAUUGAUCGUCUUUGCAAAGAUGGACGUCAUAACGAUGCUCAAAAUCUUCUCGAUCAAAUGUACGAGAAAGGAAUUUUCCCCAAUGUAUUUACCUACAACCGUAUGAUAGAUGGUUUUUGCAACUAUGGUAAUUGGAGUGAUGCGGAGAGACUGCUGCGUGAAAUGAUUCAAAGGAAUAUCGAGCCUAAUGUUGUUACUUACAAUGCAUUGAUCAAUGCAUUAGUCAAAGAAGGGAAGUUGUUUGAGGCUGAAGAAUUAUCCGAUGAGAUGCUCCUUAGGGGUAUAUCUCCCAAUACGAUCACAUAUAACUCAAUGAUCAAUGGAUUUUGCAAGCAUGAUCGUCUAGAUGAUGUGAGUCUCAUGUUUGAUAUGAUGCUUAGCAAGGGCUGCUCUCCAAACGUAGUGACUUUAAAUUCACUCAUAGACGGAUGUUGUAGGGCUAAGAGGGUAGAUGAUGGAAUGGAGCUUCUCCAUGAGAUGUCUAGAAGAGGAUUAGUUGCUAAUACAGUGACUUACAACACUCUUAUUCACGGGUUCUGUCAGGUGGGCGAUCUUCAUGCUGCUCAAGACCUCUUCGAUGAGAUGAUUUCUCACAGUGUGAGCCUUGAUAUCGUAACUCUUAACAUUUUGCUGGAAGGUCUCUGCAAUCAUGGGAAAGUAGAAAAGGCAUUGGAAAUGUUCAAGGUUAUGCAGAAGAGUAAGAUGGAUCUUGUUACUGCUGUUUAUAACAUCAUCAUCCAUGGAAUGUGCAAGGGUAACAAGGUGGACGAGGCAUGGGACUUAUUCACUAGUCUUCCCAUUGAUGGUGUGGAGCCUGAUGUUCAAACUCACAAUAUAUUGAUCAGCGGAUUUGUCAAAGAAGGGAAGUUUUUAAAGGCUGAAGAAUUAUACGAGGAGAUGCUCCGGAAAGAUAUAGUCCCUAAUACUAUCACCUAUAACUCGAUGGUAGAGGGGCUUUGCAAGCAGAACCGUCUAGAUGAGGCGAAACAGAUGAUUGAUUCGAUGGCCAGCGAGGGCUGCUCUCCAGACGUGGUGACAUUUAAUACACUCAUUAAUGGCUACUGCAAAGCAGGAAGGGUUAACGACGGGAUGGAGCUUUUCCGAGAGAUGCAUCUAAGAGGAAUAAUUGCUGAUACAGUUAUUACA